Molecule: messenger RNA, 7138 nt
Organism: Nyctereutes procyonoides (raccoon dog)
Lineage: Eukaryota; Metazoa; Chordata; Mammalia; Carnivora; Canidae
Gene: EIF4EBP2
Product: eukaryotic translation initiation factor 4E binding protein 2
Exons: 3
Coding region: 352-714 (120 amino acids)
Biological process (GO): negative regulation of translational initiation
Cellular component (GO): cytoplasm
Molecular function (GO): eukaryotic initiation factor 4E binding
Source: RefSeq, a predicted model, not a curated record
CUCUGGCUCCCGCCUUCGCCCGCUUCCGGUCGUCGUCGUCGCCGCUGCUGCCGCUGCUGCUGCUGCUGCUGAGGCUGCUGGCGGAGGCCGGAGGAUCGGGCGGCGGCGGCGGCGGCGGCUGAGAGGGCGGCGGCGGGAGCGGAGCGGGACGAGGGAGCGAGAGGAAGCAAGCGUGGAGCGAGCGGAGCGCGCCCAGCCCCGCCCGCCCUUCCGCUCGCCGGAGCAGCCGGAGCAGCCGGAGCAGCCGGAGCAGCCCGGGCCCCCAGCCGCCGCCGCCGCCGCCGCCGCCGCCGCCGCCGCCGCCAGCCCGCCCGCCCGCCGGACAAAGCCCGAGAGCCCGCGCCCAGAGCCAUGUCCUCGUCCGCCGGCAGCGGCCACCAGCCCAGCCAGAGCCGCGCCAUCCCCACGCGCACCGUGCCCAUCAGCGACGCCGCGCAGCUACCUCAUGACUAUUGCACCACGCCCGGGGGGACGCUCUUCUCCACCACGCCGGGAGGAACCCGAAUCAUUUAUGAUCGGAAGUUUCUGUUGGAUCGUCGCAAUUCUCCCAUGGCUCAGACCCCGCCCUGCCAUCUGCCCAAUAUCCCAGGGGUCACCAGCCCUGGCACCUUAAUCGAAGACUCCAAAGUAGAAGUAAACAAUUUGAACAACUUGAACAAUCAUGACAGGAAGCACGCAGUUGGGGAUGAUGCUCAGUUUGAGAUGGACAUCUGACUGCCCUGCAGGAUCGCAGAAAAGCAGCAGCGCCAAGGCUGUGUGCACCGGAUUGGGCCCAUAGGAUCAACAUGAACAGACAAGGGGCAGUGCCAGCAGUCCCAAUGCAGCCCCCAUGUCUCCCUCUUCUUCCUUCCUCUGGGUGCCAAAUGAUGCGAAGAUGAACUUCAUCUGACCAUUUCCUCUCCCUGUUUCCUGUCCCCCUUCCCAGUCACACAGAUUCGAUCCCAAGUCCUUGGCAUAUUUUUGUAGACAUAAGCAGCCCACAGAGGGAAACCGUUACACUCUGGCUUCCGUAGUCACUUUACAUUUGGGAAAAAAUCUGUCGUCCCUGCUCCCACCCCUCAUUUUUUUUUCGAAUCCCCAAUCGAAUAUCAGCCUGUCAACAAUCGCCUGGCUGGGAAGUCUGGGGAAGCAAUAUUGAAGUUUUGGUGGGUUCAGCAUUAUCUGUGUUCUGACCCUCUACCUGCCUUCCCCAUCCUUGCCCCCCACCUGUGGUUCAGAGCUGCAAGAGUCUGCGUGUUUGGGGUCUUCACAACCAUCGGAGGGAAAUGAUAAAUGAAAAGAGAGCCACUCUCCCUCUUACCUUGAGCUGUUUGUCCUUAGGGGCAGAACACAGUUUAUAAAGCUCUGGUAGCAUGUGACGCUCUUGUGAGGUCCCCUUCCCCCUCUUCCUCCGGCAGGAGUGUCUCCUGUCUUUGAUCUUCUGGUUCAGCUUCCCAGUCCUUCACUUAGCACAUCUGAGUGGGAAGGUCUGAGCCCUACCCCAGGGGGGAGGCCUCGGUAAGCAGCAGGGCUCUCCUCUUCUCCUUCCUCCCUGCUGGUGUCCUGUAAGCAGUGGGGCUCUCCUCUUCUCCUUCCUCCCUGCUGGUGUCCUGUUGCUCGCUGGUGCCCUUAUAUCUGAGCCACCAGGGUGAUUCUGCUGCUCCCAGAACAGGCCAAGUGACAGGUGCUUUGGGGGAGGCCUAGUCAUAAUCUGCCAGUGACACUGGAGAGUGACCGUGGGAGUGUGCGGAACCAGGUACUCAGUCUCAGUAGUCCUUGCCUUCUAGUCUCCUGAGCUUUGCCAUGCUUGCUAUCUUCCUGCAGUUUCUUAUAUUUGGAAUUUAAAAAGGUGACUUUCAGAAUGCUCUUAAGAAAGAACAAAACUUUUCCUUUGUGGACCUGCUCAGGCUGCUGGGAUAGAUAGGGACGGGCUUACAAGUGGGUUCCUCCCAGUUCUCUUGCCUUUCCCCCAUCGGACUUGGGGUUGUCCCUCUUCCUCCCUCCCUCCCUCCCACCCACCUCUCUCUCUCUCUGCUAGGCCAUUUUUCAAGUACACAUCAAAGAUACCUCAAGUGUUGGUAUCUGAUAAUAUCUCACUCCUCUUAUCUGAGGAGUGAUCUUUUAUUUUUAAGAUGACUACAGACCUAUUUUUCGAUAUGUUUUCAAUACGAUUUUGAACAGCAACUUUUUGAUUACACAUCUUCCAGUGUUAGGGAGGUGAGAAACGUCCACAGGCGAGUCUGCUGUUCCAUGUCACCAUCCUUUGUCUCCCCCAGUCCCUGAUGAGCUCUUUGCUUCUCCCUCUCGUUUGGGGUGUGCGUGUUUGCAGUUUGUAGUGGGUGGUUUGUAAAACUGGACCAUUAUGCCUUGCCGUGGGUUGUUCACGAGAAGCCUCGUUUUUCACCCCCCCCUCGCUUUUUCAUGUCCCCCGAACCCCCCCCCGCCACGCCCUCCCAGCUGUUGACUGGCACGAUAAACCCGGGACAGUGGGACAGUGACCCCCUUGUAGAAAGACUAACACCUCUGUCUCCUAGACCAGUAGAGUAGCCGCUGGUGUCCUGGGAAUUUCUGGUUGCAUUUGGUGCCCUGAACCCUCUCAUUAAGAGAUCACAUCCCAGGGUGAGAGGAACAGGCCAACUGGCUUAAGAAAGAGAGCUGUUAGUUUUUCUUUUGAACUCUGAAAAGACCCUGUUUAUGAACACAUUUUAGAAGAGAGGAAGGCUGUCUGAGGAACUUUGUUCUGUUUUCUACUACAAAAUGUGAAUAGUUCAGAGAGUGAACCUUUUGUGAUGGUUGAUGUUUCUCAGGAAUAAGCUGGCUCUCCAAAAUUUGGGGGAUGCUUUCAGACUAAAAAAAUUAAUCAGAGAAGCAUUUUCUUGUCUUUUUGUAAUGUAUCCUUGUUCUCAUUUUAAUUAAACUCCGAAUUUCGCUUUCCAUACUCUUAGAAAAACUUGAGUUGCACUGUCAUUUGCAUGAGAAACUUAAUCAGCACCCCUCUGUCCCCUGGAAGCUUGAUUCUUUGGGAAUGAAGCUUCUUGUCCUUCAUAGCUGGCUUUGGCAUCCUGUGGAACCCAGCUCCAACUCCAGCAGGUCGAGCAGUGAGCAGAAGUUUGCCCCUUCUUGAUCUUCAUCGGUACACAUGAAAACUUGGCCUCCUCGCUGAGCAGCGGGGGAGUGGAUUUAAAACAUGCCAGCUUGAGUAAUAUUGAGGUGCCCUUUUCCCCCUUUUCUGCCAUCUUGGGGAAUCUCUCCACAUAGCUCCCUAAUCGGAGGCCGUUUUUCUAGUAUUUGUGGCGAGCGUCAGCUGCAUGAUAGAGCAGCGGCCCGAUCCUUCAGCCUUUUCUGCAAGGACCUAUUGACUGGUUGGUACUCUUCUAUCCUGGAGGCCACCGCUGAGAGAUACCGUGACCUGCAUGAAUCUGUGUUUUAAAGAUGGUUUGAGAAGGCAACAGAUUAACUUGUAAUGGAUGACACCUUUGUGCCAUGCAUCACAAAAUGUUUUUUUUUUUUCUUAGGGCGAGCCACAUCCAGAAGAAAGUGAUCUGUCCUGGCCUUCUCAUGGGGAGGGAGAACCCUUAGGGGGCCAUUAGCAUGAAAUGGUUUGUAAAAUCUUAGUGAUCAUUUGCUCUUUUGAUGAGGAAACCAUGUUUCUGUACCUUUGAGGACAAUCCAUCUUAAUGAGAAAUGACCUUGUCCCUCCAAAUUCCAGCAAGAGACAUGCAAUUGUCUUGGUACAAGUAAGUGUCUGUGCUACACUAUGGUUUGCUGAGAUCACCACUUCUUUGUAUUGUUUAGCUAAACGUCCUCAAGAUCAUACGGCCGAGCAGCUGGCUUUUUGGUGCUGGGCUGUGAAGCCCAGAGUUUUGUCCUUCCACCUGUAUUGGUUCUCUAUUGCUGUGUAGCAGAUUACCCCCAAACUUUAAAUCUUAAAAGAGCAAACCUCUGUCAGCUUCUGGAGGUUAGGAAUUGGAAAACAGCUUAGCAGGAUGGUUCUGGCACAGGGUUGCAGGAAGUUGUAGUCAAGAUGUUGGCAGGGACUGCAGUCAUCUGGGGCUGGAGAAUCUACUGUGCUCUCAUUUUUGUGGCUGUUGGCAGGAUGCCUGGGUUCUGUCCAUAUGGGUCGCUCUGUAGAACAGCACACGUGUCCUCACACCAUAGCAGCUGGCUCCCCCCUGAGCAGGUGAUCCCAGGGAGAGAACAAGAAGGAAUCUGCAGUGCCUUUCAUAGCUGUCUCUGAUAGCACACACCAUCACCUCUUGUGUUCCUUAGAAGCAAGCUAUGAAGCCUGGCCAACACACAAGGGGAGGGGAAGAUACCACCUAUGAAUGGAACAGUAUCAAAGAAUUUGAGGAUGUAUCUUAAAAUCACCUCACCCCCCCAAUAGAGGAUAAAGUCCUCCCAACAGGGGUUAGCUUAAACUAGAUAACACAAAGUGAUAUGUUGCUACUGUAUCUCCAAACUGGAUAGAAGACUGACACUCUUUCCCCAAAGCCACCUGCUGGUUUUGAGAGUGGUGACAAGAAAUGACAAUUCCCAAGAGAAUAAAAAGAGCUAUACAUUUGCCUGGCUAGCAGCGGUGCAAGGAUGCUUCAUUGGGAGUCCUAGGCUUGAUGUCUCUGAGACUCCUCCGUACCACAUCUUUGCAUCUCCCUUAGCCAGGAACUGAUAAAGGGAAUUCGAUCCUUCUUACCGAGCCACUAAAAUGGACUUAAAUUGCAGUCAGAGUUGCUAAACUAAAGGAAGAAAUGUGAAUGAGAUGUUGGGGUCCUGGGCUGAGUAAAAGCUUCACAGUUCAGAUUCAGGAUGAAGUAGGUGAUAGCAUCAGCAUCUGGAAGCCAGGUCCCUAUCAGAGUCGAUGUUAGCACUUGGGCCCUGCAGCCACACCAGCUGAGACAGAUUUGGAUCGGGUCUCCCCCAAGAAGCCACUUCUCUGAUGUGGUGGGGAACAUCUGGGAUUUAGAAAGGUCCAUGCUUGAUUGCUACUUUAAACCCACCAUGUAUCUUGACUGCUCACCUCCUCCUGGGCUCUCUGGUGGAAAUGUGUUCUUAAAGAGAAAGAAGCGGUCCUGGCUUCACCCUUGAGAGAAACAGGUGAGCCUAGUCCGUCGAACACAUACUCAGUGAAAGUCUGCUGGGUGUCUGGCGCCCAGGCCCAACCACGUUUUAGAGACUUGAGAGACAUCUACGAGAUGCACAUUCCCGUCUGGCUUUAAGCUCUGUCUCUUACUGGCAUCUUCUGGCCCUGCUUGGAGCAUGAACUUGACUAGGAAGCAUUGCUGCUGAGGCAGCCCUAAGAACAAGGGUACUUUCUCCACAAGUCAGGAGCCCCUCUUCACAGCACUUUCACCUGCAUUGUGAUUUUCCUUCUGAUUUUGAGAUGGAGUCAAAAUAGAUGGUCUUUCAUUUUCAUUUGAGCGGGUUACCAGCUCUUUGGGACCAUCCGACCUUUCCUGUUGGUACAUCUACACGCGGCCUGUUUGUGUGGGUUUCACCCCAGAACCCAAAUGGAAGCAUUACCCAUUCUCCCCUUCUUGGGUAUUCCACGGCGUGUCAAGCAUCUUGGCUGGUCGAAGCUGGGGCCCUGGGCCCUUUGCAUUGUCCUGCAGAGAGGCGGUCUGCUGCCUCUCCAUCUGGGUCAGAACUUGCCCCCCUUGGCAGGUUUCUGGACUACAGGCAUAGCAGCUGUUUAUUAAUCUGCGAAACCCAAUCACUUGCCCACCCAUGACAUCUGGGACCCGGUAAUCAUUUGAAGAAGCAUGGUUUCUUUGGGAGGGCAGUUUCUGUCUGGACUUUGGAAGGGGUGUGGUUAACCCUCCCCACCCCCGCCCCAUUCCCGAGUCUUUACUUCUCAGCUCUUAAUAAAGGAUGAAAUCAGAUCUUGAGGCAACUGGGUCACAAUUCUUUUUGAAUUCUUAUGCCCCAGGGGCAUUUCAUGUUCUAGUAAGGAUUUUCCAGUUUAGCACUGAGGUUUCCUUGAGGCUAGCUCAGGAAUUUCUUAGGGAGACUCUUAAGGGAGAUGGACACAAAUUUCUUUUUUCAAAGAAUCAUUCAUGUCACCUUUCUCGCCCUCUGGAAUUUAAAUUUCUUUAUCUGGGCUGGUCCUAGAAGUGAAUACCUAGCGGCGAAGCUAGAUUUAAGAGGUUUCUUGAGUCCCUGUUCAGAUGGUCUAUGGUUUUUCUUAGCUUACCCUCUGCUGACGCCCCCCCCCCCCCCAGCAGACCAUGGGGUAUGGAUGGCCAGUGGGAAAUGUUGCCGAGGUGAAACGCAGUUCCUAGGGUAUUUGAAUUCUCACUCUGCCGCCUUUCUAAGAGUGGGGAGGCUGACAGAUGCUGCAAUGCUUGAUAAUCAUUGGGCCACGCUGAAAUUUCCAAAGGGAGCUCUUGCCGGUGCUUACUCCCUGAAUUCCUGGACACUUCUGACUUAGAGUUCCAUGAAUCUAGCACAGAAUAUUCAUUCUUGCCCCCGGUGUAUCCCUUCCUCUACAUCUUAACCUUUAAAAACAAAAAACCCAAGCCCAGGCCAAGGGUAGUUUUUACUUGAAACCAGGAGGGUGGGGGAGGAACACAAAAUGAGGACGGGUUGUACUCCUAAGCCAUCCUGCUUCUGGUGGCCAUGUCCAAAUCACUGAGUACUGUGAGCCAGUGCCUUUCCUUCCCCUGAAGAUAGAGCACCCCCCCACCUCCCCCACCCCCCGCUUCCCACUUGGGCAUCCCAAGGGCAAGCCUCAUUGGAGGCAUCUUGGGGGAGCCCAGAGGACACUCACAUAUCCAGGUGUCUACUUGAGCAUCUUUAAAAUAUUUUGUAUCUGAAACAAAUGCCCUUCCCCAUCUUAGUGGCACCAGCGGCUCAGCUCCAUCCACUCUGAAUGGAAAGUAGAGACUGCCAGUACUUUCCUUGGUUUUCCCUUUGUCCUUUGAUGUCAUUGUCCUCUGCCCCCCCCACCACCUCCCCCUCCAUUUCACUGUCGUGGAUGGAUAGCAGAGGACACCAUGCCGUCUUGAGGCCGUCCUGUGUGAGUCCGUGAUCACUUCUGUUGGGGUUUUGUUGUUUUUGUAACUGUCCUAAACCAGCAGGUGUUUGGAAAUUAGGGGAAAAAUUAAAUUCUUACCAAUGGUUGCUGUUACAGUCAAAUCAAUAAAGAUCUUGAGUAUCAACUUGA